This is a messenger RNA of Morus notabilis, 3619 nucleotides long. RefSeq names its product protein ENHANCED DISEASE RESISTANCE 2. The transcript has 22 exons. NCBI's taxonomy places the organism in Eukaryota, Viridiplantae, Streptophyta, Magnoliopsida, Rosales, Moraceae. Bases 526 to 2682 code for a protein of 718 amino acids. The record is from RefSeq and is a predicted model, not a curated record. Gene Ontology annotation, molecular function: lipid binding.
AGUAAAGAAACAAACUGAGAAGCCACACCAAACAACACCAAACAAAAACCAUACCACCGCUCUUACUCAGUUACUCUGACUCUCUCCUCCCCUCCUUUUCAAAUCAAAAUUUUUGGGUUUUUGGGAGAGCGUCACGGCGCCAAAGCCCACCACCACCACCACCCCUAACCUCCCUCCACCAAUCAAACCCCGCCACGUGUCCUCCCCCUUCUCAGAGGACACAUUUUCCUCACGUUUACGUGGGAUCUCCCAACUCUCGCCCCUCACAAAAUAAAAAAUCAUCGGUCAGAACAGAAUUCCUCAAAUUCCCCAAAACGCCAUCGUUUCCCCCGCCGCCAGAUCUCGGCGAAUUCGCAAUGCGAGAGCUCCGAUUAUAGGUCGCCGCCGAUGAGCGAUCAGGUCACCUAGCCUCCUCGCUGAUCUCGCCGGAAGCUUAGGUGAAGAUCGCGAUCUUGAGCUUCCGCGGCCGGCGACUUUAUUUUUUUGUUUUUGUUUUCCUGUUGAAAUCCGCCAGUGUUGCUCCCGAUGUCGUCGAAGGUGGUGUACGAAGGUUGGAUGGUCCGGUAUGGACGGCGGAAGAUCGGCCGGUCCUUCAUCCACAUGCGAUACUUCGUGCUCGAGUCCAGGCUUCUUGCCUACUACAAGAGGAAGCCUCAAGAUAAUCAGGUGCCGAUUAAGACUAUGUUAAUUGAUGGCAACUGUAGAGUAGAAGAUCGAGGCUUGAAGACUCACCAUGGACAUAUGGUUUAUGUUCUAUCUGUGUACAACAAGAAGGAGAAAUACCACCGGAUUACGAUGGCAGCAUUUAAUAUCCAAGAGGCACUACUCUGGAAGGAAAAAAUUGAACUUGUAAUUGAUCAGUGUAUGCAGCAUCAGGGUUCACAAGUCCCAAAUGGUAACAAAUAUGUUUCUUUUGAAUACAAAUCUGGAAUGUAUAAUGGGAGGACUGCUUCAUCGUCAGAUCAUGAAAGUCAGUUCAGUGCACAAGAAGAUGAAGAUGAUCCUCAUCCGAAUUUGUUACGAAGAACUACAAUUGGAAAUGGCCCACCAGAGUCAAUAUUUGACUGGACAAGAGAGAUAGAUUCAGAUCUAUCAAACCAGAAUAUGAACAAUCAAGCAUUUUCUAGAAAGCUUUGGCGUCUUCUCCAAUGCCAAAAUGGACUUCGCAUUUUUGAAGAGCUUCUUGAAGUUGAUUACCUUCCAAGGAGCUGUAGUAGAGCAAUGAAGGCUGUUGGUGUGGUAGAGGCUUCCUGUGAAGAAGUUUUUGAGCUUUUAAUGAGCAUGGAUGGAACUCGGUUUGAGUGGGACUGCAGUUUCCAGUACGGUAGCUUAGUGGAGGAGGUAGAUGGCCAUACAGCAAUUCUCUAUCAUCGACUACAGCUGGACUGGUUCCCAAUGUUUGUCUGGCCUCGCGAUCUUUGCUAUGUUCGCUAUUGGCGUCGAAAUGAUGAUGGGAGUUAUGUUGUGUUAUUUCGUUCUAGGGAACAUGAAAACUGUGGUCCCCAGCCCGGAUAUGUGCGGGCACAUAUUGAGAGUGGAGGGUUUAAUAUUUCUCCUUUGAAACCUCGAAAUGGGAGACCCAGAACGCAGGUUCAGCAUCUUAUGCAGAUCGAUCUGAAAGGAUGGGCUGUGGGUUAUGUAUCAUCAUUUCAGCAGCAUUGUGUCCUUCAGAUGUUAAAUAGUGUUGCUGGAUUACGUGAAUGGUUUGCUCAAUCAGAUGAACGAAGUGCUCCUUCAAGAAUCCCAGUAAUGGUCAAUAUGACUUCUGCAUCCGUUUCAUCACAGAUGAGUCAAAAACUAAACGAGGAUCAAGUAAAUUCUGCAAACCGAAAUUCAGUGAUGAUUGAUGAAUACUCUGAUGAGGAUGAAGACUUUCAAAUUGCUGAGGCCGAGCAAGAGGCAUACCAAAAUGGACACGAGAGUGAAGUCAGGAAAAUAGAAGAAGAACCAGCGGCACAAAUUGACUUAUCCUGUUUUUCGGGUAAUCUACGGCGUGAUGACCGUGAUAAAGCUCGUGAUUGCUGGAAAAUUUCUGAUGGCAACAACUUCAGAGUCCGUAGCAAGCAUUUUUGUUACGACAAAACAAAGAUUCCUGCAGGAAAACAUUUAAUGGAUCUGGUAGCAGUUGAUUGGUUUAAAGACACAAAGAGGAUGGACCAUGUUGCAAGGCGUCAAGGAUGUGCAGCACAAGUUGCCUCUGAAAAAGGGCUUUUCUCCAUUGUCAUAAAUCUGCAAGUCCCUGGAUCAACGCACUACAGUAUGGUAUUUUAUUUUGUGACAAAGGAAUUAGCACAUGGUUCCCUGUUGCAACGGUUUGUUGACGGUGAUGAUGAGUUCCGAAAUAGUAGGCUAAAGCUCAUCCCAUCAGUUCCGAAGGGUUCAUGGAUUGUUCGACAGAGCGUUGGUAGCACUCCAUGUUUGUUAGGAAAAGCAGUCGAUAUCAACUAUAUUCGUGGUCCCAAGUACUUAGAAAUUGAUGUUGACAUUGGUUCUUCAACUGUUGCUAAUGGUGUCCUGGGGCUGGUAAUUGGUGUGAUUACGACAUUGGUGGUUGACAUGGCAUUCCUUGUACAGGCAAACACUACAGGUGAAUUACCCGAGCGGCUAAUUGGUGCCGUACGUGUUUCUCACAUAGAGCUCUCAUCUGCCAUAGUCCCUAAGCUGGAUCCAGAUCCGUCUUGACUAACCGAAAGCAUUUCUCCCAACUGAUUUCAUACAAAACCAUUUGUUCCGAUAUGCAUGUGAUGCGUCCUGAUUUCAUUGCUAUAUCUCAAGUUGAGCAAUGAAUAUCAUCAGUUUUUUCAAGUGAGAUUUUUGCAUAAAUAGUGAAAAGGAGCGUGUUCAUUGGCAAUAAGGUUACAGCACCACGUUUAUUUGUUUAUAUAUAUAUAAAUAUUUUUUCCUCAAGUUGAAUUCAUUAUUGUCCAUUCUAUACUUGUUCACGUGUGUAUCCACAAACAAGUCAUAGAUGUCAAGUGAUUUUGAUUUGGCAGGGAAUUGGCUUCAUGGUACAGGUGGCGAUAGCUAAUUUUUGUGGGGAGAAAACGUUUAUUAAAUUGGAGGCACUAAUGACUAAUUUUGUUCACCAAUUGAAAUGGCAGCUUCAUAAUCUCAAAAUUUGGUGUUAGAACACUAAUUAUUUUUAUUACUUUGUCUAAGCAAACGAAAGCGGUUUUACUCUACUCCGGGAUAAGAGUGUGGUCUUCAGCUCUAGCAUUCUCUCUUGAACUGUGGUCUGUGGAAGAUAAUAUACUUGAUGAAACUUUUCCUUUUUGCGAAUGCAUUGUUUUUUGUUUUGGUGCUAAGGAAUUAUUUAAGAGACAUUCAUUACGUGAGUUCUGCAUCUUUAUAUGUAAUAUAUGAUUUGUUUGGAAACUACACCUCCCAUAUCUUAAAAGUUAAUUUGAGCAAAAGCCAACUUGAAAAGGAGGAUGAGUUAGAACAUAAAUGCAUGAAUCGAUUUGACAGAUAUUCUCCAAUUAAAUCGCAAAAUUUAAUACUCGAGAAAAUGGAUAGUAAUAGAGAAUCAAUUUUGUUACAAGGAAUAAUGCUUGUUACAAACUAUAACCGUCGAAUCUUAAUCACAUGAUCUCCUCAAAAAAAAAAAAAAAAAAAAAAA